This is a messenger RNA of Ostertagia ostertagi, 595 nucleotides long. Lineage: Eukaryota; Metazoa; Nematoda; Chromadorea; Rhabditida; Trichostrongylidae. The record is from the annotation of a GenBank genome assembly.
AUGGCCAGUGAUAAAAGCUUGAGUCAGAGGAGUUUGGAUGAAAAAGAAAAGAAAGGCUUCAAAUUUCGUUGGAAGAGAGCCAAGGAGAAAAACAAAGAGCUAUCAAGAAGUGCGAGAAGCAAAAAGAGCAAAUGGUCAAGGAGUGCGAAGAGCAAGAAAGCUAAACUGUCAAGGAGGGCAAAGGCUGGCAAAACUAAAAUGAGCCGAAAGAUGAAGAAAAGCAAAAAGUCAAAGGGAUCGUCUUCAAAAAGUACCAAAUCAGGCAAGAGUUCUAAAAACUCGAGCAAAAAAAGCACUUUAUCAUGCCUUUCAUGUAAGCGAAACAAGGAGAAGUCUGACAAGAAAACAACGGAUUCGGAAUCAAAAAGUGUCGAUCAAUCUGGUGGAACUUCCAAGGGUUCGCCUAAAGAACCGCCACCUCCACUUGUUAUAGCUAUACCGAGCAAAAAGGAACCCAAUCAGGAAACAAAUGAAUUGAACUCAAAGAGCCCUGAAACUUUGAGCGGAAGCUCAAGAGAUUCUGCUAGUAAGAAAGGCAAGCUGUCCAUGUUUUCAUUCACACGAAAGAAGGCCAAUAGAUCGUCGAGCGACAGGG